Messenger RNA from Fusarium sp. VM40, 840 nucleotides. The record is from the annotation of a GenBank genome assembly. NCBI's taxonomy places the organism in Eukaryota, Fungi, Ascomycota, Sordariomycetes, Hypocreales, Nectriaceae.
AUGUCAGACGUCAAAUCGAACGCGGAGGCGCUGGUGCCCAGAUUCAAGCUCGACCGCAUCCUCAAUCAAGAUCAAGCAGGUCGUCGCAUCUCUCUCUAUGGAUCCAUUGACAACGAACCGGCCCUUUUGGUCCUCGAACGUGCUCCCUUUCCUACGUCACAGACAUAUCUCGCCGAUGUGCCUGCCCAGCUCGCGAGGGUGCAGAAUCUGGGCGCCAACGAUAUUUACCACUGGUAUAUGGGCCGUAGCGGCGCCGACACAAGCAAGCCUGACGACACCGACUUCUUCGCCGACCUUAAAAUCAACUUAAUCUACCCCUGCACGGAAACACAUGUCAAGAAAUACAGCAAGCAAGGCGUGCGGUUCGUCACGGAGACACCGGAGAUUUACAGAGAUCAUAUUCGUCCAUAUAUGCUCAGCAAGAGAGAAGAGGGCCGACUUAAUUGGGUAUUCAACAUUAUUGAAGGACGAAAAGAGGUGGAGGACGUUAUCUACAGAACGAAGCUGGGCGAGGCUGGUGACGAGGGCUUCCUUAUGCUGCCGGAUCUCAACUGGGACCGCAAGACGCUCGACGCGCUGCAUCUGCUGGCGCUGGUCGAGCGACGGGAUAUCUGGUCGCUGAGGGACCUCCGCAAGAAGCACAUUCCCUGGCUGCAGCACAUGAAGGCCCAUCUCAUCGACGCCACCGUCAAGACGUACCCUUCCAUCGAGCCCGACCAGUUGAAGCUCUACGUACACUACCAGCCGACCUACUACCACUUCCAUAUCCACGUCGUACAUGUGCAACUUGAAGCGGGGGCCACUCAGGCAACGGGCAAGGCGGUCGGGAGAGGCGAGUGA